Molecule: messenger RNA, 22325 nt
Organism: Xyrichtys novacula (pearly razorfish)
Lineage: Eukaryota; Metazoa; Chordata; Actinopteri; Labriformes; Labridae
Source: the annotation of a GenBank genome assembly
GAUUUGCCUGCACGAGCGCAGAGUAAACUGUCAACAGAGUCAGUCAGUGUCCACGAGAGGAGGAGGAGGAGGAGGAAGAAGAGGAGCGGGGGUCCAUCCUGAGCCAGAGCUGUCACUGGCUUUUCUUUUGUUUUGUGUUUUUUUCUGCAGCAUGAAAAAACAAAACAAAAAAACACACACAAAGGGCACAGAGGAAUUCACACACAUCACUGUGGAGGGCUGCGGCCGCGCUCAUCAUGAGUAUACACAACCAACGUUAACAUCGCGUUAGCUAACGGAGAGGAGGAGGAGAGGUUACCGUGUGACACUGACACACACGCACACACACUCACUCACUCACACACACACACAAUCAGCAAACUGUCAUUAGCCCGCUGCUGCUAACGUCAAGCUGCUGCCUGGAAACAAACUUGGAGACAAGCAACGAGCGAAAAGAGUGAAUUAAAGGUAGGUGAGCUAUCUUGGCAUUAGCAACACGCUUUGUUGUGUUUCUAUCCUGACAGCUUGUUUGUCUCAUUAUGCUAACUUGGCUAGCUAACGCGUGUGCUCCCCCCAGUUAAUGUCAGUGUUCAGUUUCUGUUUCUAUUCUCCCGUGACCUGUCCGAUAUAACCUUCUGUAUAUGCGUCUCCAGACUAACUCGGUAUACUUUUCUAAUACAUCCCAGUCUGUUAAUGACACCAGAACAGGCUGAUCAUUCAUUGAUAAGGUUAGCGGGACUGAAGAGCAAAGGUAUCAUUGCAACAGUGAAUUUCCCCUCACUGUGACUCACUGUACAUGCCUGAUAGACGUAGUUUGUAAGCGGUGUAAACAGGCAGCUAGCCAACUGUGUGAUGGAGGAAGGUGGGGGUUUGUAUUCUUCAUUCAUUAACAUCAGUUUUAGAUCUUAAAAGUCUAUGAGCUAACCUCACAAGUUUCAUGUGUCACUGUCUGAUUACCACUUUUAAAAGUAUAUGGCAACUAGGGCUGGGCGAUAUGGGAAAAAGUUUAUCAAUAUAUUUUUUUCUUAUCAGUUGAUAUUGAUAUAUAUCGUGAUGUAAAAAAUGAAAUUUAACAGUGCUUUUUGGUAGCAUGUCUUUUGAAAUACAAUAAGCUACUUUGUUUUGUUGUAAGGCGUUGCGCUAGAGAAAGCAGACUGAAUGGUCGGCUGUUUUCGGCUGCACAGGGGCCUUGGGCUCCUUGCUUUGUUCAGGGUUUGUAACUUUUUGUGUUGCGCGUGCUCUACCGCAUAGCACUGCUUCAGGAAGUGAAAAAGAUAUUAGGUAUUGCCCGACUUUGCUAGAACAUGUACUCGAGAUAAUUUGCAGUGCACAUUAAGGUCGUUUCGCACCAUCACCGUUUUUGUCGUGUGAUUAUUUCGGACGUCAAUAUUUUUUUUGAACCCGUGUCCUGUCAAUACAAGAGUUAACAUCAGUGAUGUUUUCCUGUCCUGCGAUAUUGCAGCAUUUAUUUUUUCAGUUCAUGGUCGAUUUAUCUCAAGUUUCGCAUAUUGUGUGUCCACUUCUGACCAAUUAGAUUGCGUGUUGUUGCGACUUCUGAUUCACUGGUAUAUCCAACAUGGCCGACCGGCUAUUUGUUCACGUGUCGGAGAAUAGAGUGCUUUUUGAUAAAAGACAAACAUUACAAAGAUAGCGACCUGGAUCAGACUUCUUUUACAAAGACUUAAUGCAAAGAUGGGAUCAGAUUGAGCCCCAUCCUGUAUGAUCAGACCCACUCCCACCUCAUCUUCAAUCACAUGAGUGACAGGCUUAACAGCAUUUAUCAAGUUACAGUGGAGAGGAAGAACUUCCUUUAACAGGCAGAAACCUUGAGCAGAACCAGACUGAUGUUAGACAGUCAUCUGCUGAGACUGAGCUGGGUUUAGAGAGGGGAGAGAGGGAGAUGGAGAAAGAGAGAGAUGGAUAGAGGAGAGACUGAUGCACAUGAAUCAUAAUAUUAGCUAAAACUAAACAUUAUGGGGAAAAAUCAGCAUGACGAGAUAAGACUGUAAAGACUGAAACUAUAUUGAAGGGAUGAUUGUGCAUUUUAAUGUUGUAGAAUGACCUAUAUUCUGCCUAUUGUUGGGGAGAAGAGGUGUUAAUAACCUAUACUGCUGUCAGGCACUAGAAGGAGCUCCAAAUCUUUUAGCCUUACAGCCAGUGAACACUUGAAGCGUCAAUUUUUGUUUUUUUAUUACUAACAUUUUAUUGGAUUUUUUUAAAUAUCGAACAUUACAGGUACACAUGUGGCAAAUGUUGUAUAUGUUGUAAACAUUGACUUGUAAGAAAGUAAACAAAUAACUAUGUUGUACAAUGCUUACACUCCAGGAAAUAGAGAAAGAAAAAUAACCACAUGGUAGCAACAACAACAAAAACAGACAAAAAAAACCCAAAAAACUUUUAAAUUAAAAAAAGCACAAAAAAAGAACAAGAGAAAAGGGCAAUACAAGAACAAUCUAGCAAAAGAUAUAACAGGACAGCACAACAGUAAAAUACUAAAAAUAAAAAUAGAAGUGUCAGUUUUUAUGUGUCUGUGUCUGAAGCCCAUGCUAAAGAGUAACAGAUAUUAAAAUUUGAAGUGUGUAAAAAUUGCUUAUAAAGUCAGCAGGAAACAGCAGUGAGUAUGAUCUACGAGAGAUCAUGUUGUGAAGUACAAAAAUUGUUGCCAAAGUUAGAAAAUAAAAACAGUCCAUUUUUGUUAGGCGACUAAAUCAACAUUAAACACUACACUGCAUUUAUUAGAGUAAUUGUGGGGCAAAAGGACAGGAUAAUCUAAUACUGUCAUGUAGCACCGAACCCUUGAAUUAAAUCCUGGUCCACUGUUUGCUUUAGUGAGUGCUUGAAUCUACUGCUCUGUUGUACAGGCUACAGAAGUGGAGUAAAGUGAACAAAGGCCAGUGGGCUGCAGCUGCUGCCUCCUGGAGGAGUUAAUGAAGGGGCCAUGCUUUGAGCUGGCAAAUGAUUGACCAGUCUGACUUUGCCCAGCCGGUUUAUCCUGCUGUCUGUGCUAACACUUGAGCUGUUUUCUUUAAGGUCUUUGCAGUGUGGCCAAAAUUAGGCCAGUGUUAGCGUUCUCUAUUUCCUUUCAAGAAACGGCUUCACACAGCGCUGAGACACAGAGACUGGUGAUGAAGGGAUAUCAGGAAACCACAAAUGAUGGGCUUUUUAGUGACUGUGUGAGGCUGGUAGUUUGUGCUUGAGGUGCUUUGUUCGAGGAUGAUAGUCAUUUACAAACUUAACAUCAUUAUGGUCACUCCUCCCCAAGUCUUAAUGGGAAAUUCUGGUAAUAUAGUUUUGUGUGGUAACUUAAGAAUCCGGUUUCUCCUAAUUUUUCUUAAUAAAGUAAGAUUGUGUAUCUAAGUUUUUUUGGGACCUUGUAUCCUUUAAUUGUAAGUAUUUCAUACAAAAAUGUAUCACAUGUUUUGGUCUCUUUAUGCCUGAAUCACGGCAAGUAAGUCCUCAAGUCAUACUUGUCAUGUAUUGGCUUGUUUUUUCAUCACUGUACGUCUGUGUGUGUUUAUAGAACAGGACACAAGACAGGGCGUUGUAUCUGUACCAACAGCCCCAGUAACUUGGAACAAAAGUCCUGUUGUUGAAAGAUCAUGUGACUGUGUGUGUGUGUGUGUUUGUGUGCGUGCGUGCGUGUGUGUGUGUGUGUGUGGUGUCUGUGUCUGUGUUCCACCCUUGUCAUGUGAUCUGAGCUCAGGGCAGGGUCUGAGAAAUGCUGAGUCGCUGUGAGAGGUUCCUUCCACGCAGGGAACAGGCAGACAGUGAGCAUGCGGGCAGAGAGAGGAGAUGGAGGGCCAGUCGGAUGGAUGGAUGGAUGGAUGGAUGUCGAAGGGAGUCAGAGACAGGCAGAGAGAGAGGAGGUCACAGGAAACAUCCUGUUGCUUUUUCUGACCAUGACAAGAAAACACCACUCUCAUCCUCUCAUUUACCUUCUCGCCUCCUGAAUGGAUGGAGGCCUGCAGUUUGAAUCAAACCAACUUUUCCAUGGCGAGGCAAGUUUGCAACUCUUUCCUUUUUUUUUGCUUUGAUGUAUUCGGUGGGAUCUCGCUGGCAGGUCAGAAUAACUUAGCUGUGGCUUGUGAAGUCCACUGACUCACCACAAACUAGGACAGUGAUUCUCAUAUUCCAUCAUGCUGACACUCAGAAGUCAAAAGUGAGCUAAACUGUAACGCUUCUGGAGUGAGACAUGUAGCUGUAGCUCUUCUGCACUGUCACUUUCAUGCUGGCAGACAUAUUUUCAAUUCUUAGAAUGACUUCAUGACUUCAUGUAGCUGUCUUUAAGUAGUGAAACAGUUGCAGUAACUGGUUAUACCCCUGUGUAAUAUGAAUAAGCGUAUUCUCCUGCUAUCUGGUAGGCUUCCAAAGGUAACACAAAUUAAGUAGCUCUUUUAAACCAUUAUAUUUCAGACUCUUGACUGAUUUAUGCUUGAGCUGAGGAGCAACAGGGCAGCCAUGUGUUUGCAGUCAUCCUGCAAGUCUUGUUUAACUUGUUUGAGGCAAUACAACCUGCAAGUUCUGCUCCUGAGCCUCCACUCCUCACAGGUCUAGAGCGUGCAUGUGAUUAACCUACGGUAAAAGUCAGCCUGGAGUUGCAGUGUUUGUGAUUUAUCUAAUCUACUUAUCUUCAUAGUUCCAAGUAAUUUUAUUCACCAGUUAAAACAGACACACAGUUUACAGUAGAUGACUCUGCACUGUUACCCUUCCUUUUAACAAAUCCAUCUCAGAUUUCUUCUCUCAUGAGUAGAUUUAGAUGAGCCGCACAGAUGACAAAACCCGACUGUGUCACAAUCUCAAACUCCUUGAACUUGCAUAAUAACUGAACUGCUGUGAGUUCACCGUGAAAUAACAGCAUGUAGCUCAACACGUGACAGGAGUCUUGGUUUUGUAGUCUUUACAUUUUCUGUACUGCAGGGGAAACAAAUGCAACACAUAAAAUUUCCUUUUUUUUGAUGAGAAACGUAUAGAGCUUUUAUACAUAUACAAGGUUAAAAGUGUAGCAUACACACACAGUUAGGGUUUUACAGUAAAAGUUAAACGGUUAUUGAAAAAUAGAAUGACACGUGGUUGAAAGAACCGAAUGCUGGCAGAUCCUCUGUUGAGCAGGUAAAUUUCUGAGGCAUAUUUGCUACAUAACGGGUAAAUAUUUGAGCUAAAAUAGUCAUGCAAUUGAAAAUAAGUAUACUGAGUUUUUACCGUGUGCUGCUCUUCUUUCUCCUGCUUCUCUGCUGUCUGCAUGUUGGAGGUUUGCAGGGACUGACACAUACAAACAUAUGCAAACAAUUUUAAGUCGGUGGGGGGCAUUGGAAUUGGAUAACGUGGAGUUCUGCUUGUAUUCAGAUCAGUGUGCAUCUACUGUUGACUACCAAGCCCUGCUGGUAGUAUAAAGAGGCAGUCAACUCAACCUUCACUAUUUCCCGUGAUUCAGGAGCAGCACAUACCAUUUAAAUCUCCUGUUUGGGAUGGGUCAUGUGGUCUCUGGAUAAUAACCGUGCAUGCAUUCCUCAGAGUGAGUUAACCACACAAGAGCCCGGCUAAUAUGGGAGUUAAGUCCUAUUUUAAGGGGAGAAUGAGUUUGCUGGUUAUCAAUAUAGGGAGAGAUGGUCGGAUUCUCUUUGAUCGAGGAAAACAGCCGUUUCCUACAGGGAUUGUGCACUGAUUUUGCACCAGCACAACUGUGUUAGACCAUAAAAAGUCCUAGCUGUAAUUUCUUUUAAAAUAUUUGACAUUAUCACAUGAAUUAUAAUGCUGGGCACUUGCUUCUCAGUUGGUAGCUGUCUCUGAAUGCACUGCAGACAGUAUAGAGUAGAGCCCGACAGAUAUGGAUAUUUUGGGGCCAAUGCAGAUACCGAUUAUAAGGGGGGAAAACCUCCGAUUACCGUUUAAUCGGCCAUUUUUUAAUUUUAUGAAGUUAUAAAAAUACAUAUAUACUGUAGGCUACUGCUCUUCACGCCGACAGGAAGACCGACUGAUCAAACUCGGACCAGAAAAGCGUUUUCAACUUAUGAGGUCGCUGCGCCAUCUACAGGAUAAGUCGGGGAACUUUUCAAAUGGCAUUUUCGAAGUGAAACCGAAUCUUAUUCUCUGCAUUUUAGUUCUAAAAAAAUCGGCGAAAAUCAAAAAACCAAAAUUUUGGCCGAUUACUGAUUAGUCUCAAACGGGCUAAAAUUGGCCGAUUUAAUCAGUUCGCCGAUAAAUCGGUCGGGCCCUAGUGCAGAGUAUUAUUACUCAUGAAACCUGAGAAUGCUCUGCACAUCAAACCACCAUUUUUUAGGGGUGGGAAUUACCAGUGGCCCCGAAAUACGAUAUUAUCGCUUGGGCCACGAAACGGAAUUAUUGCGAUUUUAACGUUUUGCAAUACAGUAAGUAUUGCGAUACAAUAUAUUGCAAUUUAUUCAAUUUUUUCAACUGUUUAGCUAACUUAGCUUUUGUCUUUUCUUAAUGUUUGUCUAAUUUACACUGUAUUUUAUUUUCAUGUAGCACUUCUUGCAAACCUUUAUUGUCAGGUCCAUCUCAUUCGUGCUUGCAUUCCUAAUGUCUUUACCCAGGUGCUGCUAUAAUCGUUGUACUAACUUUCUCCUGCUCUAUGAUGUCACCUCUGCCGACUUCACAAGACCGACAGUUGAUUUUAUUUUUCUAUUUUCAUAGAUUUGACUUCAUAUUAACAUAUCAUUUGAAAAAAUCGAUACUUGGUCAGUGAGACGAUACGAUAUAUCACCAGAGAAAAUAUUGCGAAACUAUGCUGUAUCGAUUUUUUUCUCCCACCUCUACUUUUUAUGUUGUUGAUGACCCCAAGCAUAGCUUUUUUCACAUAGUCUUUUGCAAGUGGUAAAAGUCCCACGUUUAUGUGCCAAAACUGGACCCUAUGUUGAAAUCUGUUAUAUACAUCCCCUGUAUUUUAGUGUCGGGAACAUGGUGUUAAAUAUUUGAACAGAAGAUUCAUCUGAGCUGAUAGCAUGUUAGUCUCAGUGGUAGAGGGAGCCUCAGCACACCAUGGUUCAUCUAUAAUACAGCAGCUCGAGUAACUGAGCGCUCUCUUACACACUCCAUAAGAGGAGCUCCUGUGGUCAGUGGGUUUGAAGCUGUUUUCAAAGGCAUGGGUGAUUCCUGACCUCUAAAAUGUGUUAACUGCUUUGUUAAUAUGUUUUUCUCUUCAAAAGAAAAUAUUUGCAAGAAAAUUGUUUGUCUGUUUUUUGUCAUUGUGUUCAAGAAUUUGAAGACUUCUUGUUGUUGGAUUGUCUGUUAGUGGUGGUUUGGCUCCCUUUGUUUGAAAAUUGUGGCUGUGUGCAGGUGUGUGAGGAAGAACCCUUUCAAACAAAGUUCAGAUCAAUCACGUCUAAAAUCAAAAGCUGGUGUAAACAGAAGGUUUACAGCAGUUGUUUGAUUUUUUGCAGCAUUAAACCAGUGACUGUAAAUAUGACAAAUGAUGACAAAUUUUCGUAAGGCUAUCAUGUUAAAAGACUGAUGCUAACCUUUUGUAAGCCCUUGUAAUGACUCUUCUAAUGUCUUGUCUGAAACACUUUGAAUUGCCUUGUUGCCACAAUGUGCCAUAUAAAUAAACUUGCCUGGUUUAACUUGUCCAGUGCUUAAAGUCAGGAUCUAACUGACAAGCAGUCAUUUUAAGUUAAAAGUUAUAAGGACCCGUGUCCGUUUACAACAUCUUUUGUGGUGACAGCACCCACAACCUCAAUUUCAUAGCACUUCUUCCUGGUGCUAGGUUACUUAAGUUGCCUCAGGGUACUUCUGCUUUUAUGACUGUUUAGUCAGUCUAAAGUUGAAACUGUAUGCUCGCUAUUUACUAUUAUGCCAAGUUAAUGUGCAACGAAGCCUAAAUAUCUAUGAAAUGGGGCUGUGUACACAUUUAGACCCUUGAAAAACAAGUCUGAUACGUUUUUUUCUUUUGUCAAGUUGUUUACAAAGUUGAAAUCAGAACUCCUACUCCUUCUUAAUUUUGAAAGUGAAAUUGCAGAGCUCAGAAGUGUCCCAGAAGUUGAAGUUGUGUCCAUUGAAAUGCUCUAAAAGCAUGGCAACAAAAAUCUGUUCAUGUUGGGGGCAUUUUUGCAGUCAGGAUGCUGAGUGAGUAAAAUGUUGAAGGGGUGGUAUCAUGCUUUUCCACAUUUACAGCAAAAACUGCCAAGUUACAACACUUGGUGUCCAGACUAGAUGUAUGCAAAGUUUCAAACCAUGAUGGUAAACGUUUGUUGUCAUAAUCUUAAAGAAUAGGUGGUCCAGUUUGCAGUUUAAAAUCUGGAGAUCUGUCAUAGAACCAGUCUAAACAGCAUCGCGCAGAUUGUGUUUUUUCUUUCUGGCUCUCCAUGCUCUUGCUCUCUUUGUCAAAUAUCCAAUCGUCAACAUGCAGAGCGGAGCAGGAACAGAACUGUUGUUCUUAGCAACUGUGACCAUGGCCCCUGUCUGCCCGUCCCACUUCUUCCCCUGGACACUGCGCGAGUGUUUGUGCUACUGGCUGGGCUUCCUGUUGGUGCAUUUCUUCCUGUAAUUGCCUACAGAAACUUCCUGCAGACCAGAGCUUAGAAGAAAGAUAUGAAACAGAUACAAGAGAUUUCUGCUGUUGGCCAGGUCUAGGUCUGCAGUGUCUUUUAUUUAGAAAGACAUUUCUUACCAAGCAAAGCAGCUGGACCUGGAUUUGGUUUUGCUUUCUUGUCAGGUACUCGAGAAGGAGCUUGAUACCACUCUUGUCUCAGUGUGGUAAAAAUAAAGCCACAGACAGCUGGCAGUUUGAUGGCCCAUUAUAAUGCAUGCAAACAGGGUUAAAAGUUCAGCGUAACUCCCUCUAUCUCUCCAGGGUGGAAAAAUAUCAAAAUUUAAGCGCACUAAAUAUUGAUAAAAAACUGAGUCAGACAGUUUUAAGGUGUCACAUUAUCUCCAAGUAUUAUGAAAGUUGAAAAAAUUGUUCAUGGAGCAUCUUUUCUAUUUCCAGGAGCUGUGGUUCAUCAUUGGUGGGAGCCACCAGAGAGAAGGGCUGUGGAAACCACCUGCUGAUCCCUGAGGAGCAUGAGUCAUGACCUCAGUGGUGCUGGUUGACACUGGUGGGACGGUGGUGGAGUAUGUCGCAGCUGAGGAGGACCCCCGGCAGGUACGAUGGGCAUGGACGCGAACAAAGACACAGCAAAGAGUAGCUGUCCAGCUUUUGACUGUCUUGUUCUCAUCUGUCCCUCAACCCACUCACUGUGCAGGAGGGAGAGUACGAGGUCGACCUGAACUUAGACGGAGAGGAAGAUGGGGAGUGUGAGGCUGAGGAGGCUGAUGACGAAGAGGAAGUACGGGACAGAGAGGUUGCUGAGGAUUACCCCGCAGUCAUUGUAGAAGAGUUACCUGGAGCGAGCCUGGCAGAAGAGCAAAGUUACUCAGCACAGGUGAUGGUGUGUGAAGACGAGGCUUACCUGAUGCAAGAAGUGGGUGAUGAGCAGGAGGUGGAGACAGAAGGAGAGGCAGGUAAGACCAAAUAUCCUGUAUCAAAAAUGUGAUGUAGCGUUGUCUCAUAACCUUCAUUUUUAGGAUACAAGAUGGCAUUCACACUGUGUCUGUGGCAAAAUCUGACACAUACACCCGACUGCCCAGCAUGCCAAAAGCAAAUACUAUUCAGUUUCCCUCUGACAGUCAUAUAAAUAUCCUCUAUCCUUGAUUUUCCAGAGGCUAUUAGAAACUAAAGAUUUAACCACGCAUAAAUUCACUAGACUCCAUACCAUGGAUUGAUUGAUUUAUUUAAUGUGUGUGAUCAGGUCCCUGGCUUUUCUCUUGUUAUUCAGAAUUAACCAUGAGGGUGGGGUGGGGUAUUGACCAAUGGGCAUCCAUUAUUUGACACAUCUGGGUGAUAGAUUAGUAAGAAAGCAGAGUAAUAAAUAGUAGAUCAUUUGAAAUCACCUCUAUUUCUUUAACAGCAGUUGGUAGUUGCAGCCGUGGUAAGAGCAGUGAAACGGGCAGAUUUCUUUUUUGGAAUUAAUGUUGAAUAAUAAUGGAUUAGUUUCUGUUGUGGCCUCUAGUUUGUAAAUGAAUGAACUGUCGUUUAGGCUUCAGUGGAGUCCUUUUGUCAUACUUGUGUUGAAUCAACUCUAGGUUCCAUCUUUGUCCAGUUACCAUUUGCAAGUUUAUUUCCUAUUUCUCAUUGAUGUCGUGAAAUUCAGCAGCUGAAUGUGUAUACUAGGGAUGCUCCGAUCCGCUUUUUUCACCUCCGAUACCGAUACAGAUAUUUACAGUUUAGUAUCGGCCGAUACCAAUCAAAUUCCGAUACAGAAAAUCCAAUUCCGAUACAGAAAAACUAAAAAAAGUUUUACCACCUCCCCACGAAACGUUUACUGCGCAGGUAUUGCAAGUGGUGGUCAAGCUUGUAGGCUGAGGUAGUGUGAUAAAGUUUAAGAUAGCAGACCCCCUUGCUCGCUCCAUUUUGAAAACAAUUCAGAUGUUGUGCGUACACAGUCUGUGGUUCUUUUGCGUGCGUGUGUGUGUGUGUGUGUGUUAUGCAGAUAGUAUGUUAUUAUUUGUUCCUUGGUUGCUAUUUUGGCUUUGAUUUCUUCUGUGUCCUUCGUGCAAACGUGCAUUUUGUAUAUGAUUCUGCAGUCAUUUCAUUCUGGUGGCACAGUUCAGUAGAGAGGUGCACCAUGUGUUUGUGUCAUCACUCUGCCACCUUGUGGAUUUUUGUUGGACGUGAACUAUUUCAUGAACAGUGAAGAAAACAGUCAAACGGUAAAGUUAUACAUGAAUCCACCAGCGAUAGUGACUUGUGAAAUUUUGUUCACUCUUUCUAUUUAUAAACCAGAUUAAAAGAAGAAGGAGGGAUUUCUCUCAUCAUGAAAGCUGAUUUUAUAUAUUCUGGUAAAAUACCUCCCCAAAACUCAGUUUUUCAGAUGGAAUCUAAAGCGAUCUGGCAGCAGAUCAGUCAUUUGUCAGCUAAUUUCUAAUGUACAUUUCAACAUGUUGUGCGAAUUCAGCUUGCUGGGAUGUCACACUUUAAAUCUAAAAGCUCUGAUACACUUUACUGUUAAUGUCAGUUAUCUAUUUCCAGCUUUAAAAGUAGUGCUAGAUGCCACUAAGUAUCCUACCACCAUACAUUCAUCUGAAAAAAUAGUUCAAAAUGAAAAAAACUAAAUACCUAAUCACUUCAUAAUUAAUUUUUGUUGAAUUAACUUUUUUUGAUUGAAUAACAUCUAACAAACAAAACUCACACAUACUUAAUAAAAGCUUAAAAUCUCUUAAAAUUGGCACCAAGUCUGUCCUUUGCCUGUUUUGAUUGAAUGAAAACGAAAAAUGAAAAACAUUUAACAAACAAAACUUACACUUACUUAAUAAAAGCUUAAAUCUGUCAAUAGGCAAGCAUUGAUGUAUACGUGUGCUUCUGUGUAUUGGUAGAAAACAAUCCCACAUCAACAUUAAUUAGUAUAAAACCACUGAUUCCAAGAUUUGAGUGCUGUUUCAUAACUUGAUUAUUAUAAAACUUACCAGUGUUACCUCAAACCUUAAUUAUCCGCCCAUUAUCUCUACUGCUUAUUUCUUUUGAGGUUGCUGGAAGACUCGAGUCUAUCCGAGCUAUAGCUGGGUAAGAGUCGGGGUACAUCACAGGGCUGACAUAUAGAAACAAAAAAAAAAACAUUCACACACACAUACAGCCACAACAGUGAGCAAUUUAAAGUGACUGAUUAACAAGUCAAGCAGGAUUUUGUACUGUGGGAUCUCAGAGAAAUCAUGAAAACCUGAUAACAUUAAACCCAAAAGUUGAGAUAUGGUCGCUGCAUGCCAAUUGACUUUUGCGAGAAAAGCUUUCGUAUAUUACUUUUUGAUAAUGACAAGUACUGUAAUUUAUUGGUGAGAAAUAACACCAAUCAAGCACAUAACAUUGAUUUCUUUAAAGAAUAAAUAUAGAGUACUCUUAAAAAUAAUUCCAACUGAGCAAUAAAUGUGUGACUAAAAGGGUCAUUCUAUGAAAUCGGUGCCUUUUGCGAACCCCAAGAAGUAAUCAUUCAUAAAAUUAUGAUAACAACAAAUUAAUAUGUAAUUUAAAAAUAUAAGAUUACCAUGUCCUCUCUCCUUAAUGUGACAUCAAAUUAAAGUAAAUUAAAUAUCAUUUUAAAUAAUUAAAAUUACUUUUAUGCUGAUGAGGGUGAGGUUUUUGGCCUGUCCCUCACUACUAUUGCUGCAUGUAUACAGGACUUUAAAUUUUUAAAAUGUUGGCAAAAUGUUAAAUUUUAUAUAUUAGUCAUUACAAAUAUUAACCAAUUUAUCAGCGUCCCCUGAUUUCACGUCGACCCUGUUACCCUAACUAAAAAAAUAAGUCAUUACAAAGGCAAUGGGGACAUACAGAGGUGUUCUGCUUCGGUUUUGCUGAAAUUUUUCGAAAUAAAAAAAGAGUAACUGCAGCUCUAUUUGACGUAGUUACUACGCAAGUGAGGGAGGGCAAAGGAAGGAUUUCCUGUGUUGGUGGCGGAGGGAUACGUGUGUGCCGCCGUGACUCGCCCCGUCGAACAUGAGGAGAUUUCCCAUUAGCGGCGGAGUGAUCUGAACUAGUAGCUUCCUAUACAAUUCAGUGAGAAGUCAAUGUGAAUCUGCAGCAAGGGGAAAACAUGGCGACUUCACAGCAUGAGGGGCACGCAAAUCAACUCGAUCUACUUAUCAGAGCCGGUAAGGUAGCUUUAUGUAUUUUAAGUCUCGGUUGAGGUGUUUACGCCAGGAUUUGUUUUGAACCUCGAUCGCUGCGUCUCAGUCCGCUGACUAGUGUGGAGAAGUAAUGGAGGGCAAUCAGGAAGUGAUCACCUUGGUAGCAACCUGCAUGGCGUUGCUACGCGGUUUUAUAAAACACUUAUUUGAGAGGUGAAAAGUUUCUCGGGGCUUGCAAAUUUGCACAAUUUCGCGUUGAAUUGCAGCGAGUAUGUUUUGCACGUUGGAGCUUGUCUUUUUUCCCACUGUGGUGUAAAGUAACGGUCUGCAGAUUGGCUCUGCACAACCAGGAAGUGUGAAGAUGUUGUCUUUCCUACGUCUUUGCCACGCUGUCUGAGUAGGAAGGACAUGCGGGUUUAUUAUUACUGCAAUAAAUCUGAUACACGCUGUCACAUUCACCACCGAAUAUUAUAUUAAUUACAAGAUAUAGACCUUUGUGUGUGUGGAUGGGUUUUUGUUUGUUCUGAUUGUGAAAAAUAUGUACACAUAAAAUUCAGACGGCGCUUCUAGAGAAGAAAAAAGGUUUUUAAAAAUAUCAAGGAGGGUUUAAUUUUGAAGGGAAUUACCAUGUGCCUUUUGAAGUAAUUUUAAAGUCAGGUUUUGGGGGUUUUAGGGUCUCGGUUGUCGUGUAGUUUUGCCUGUGAUUGAAGCGUGGGAUGGCCUGUCUCUCACUCUCUCUCUCCUUCGACCACUCUGACCCGCAUAAACACAUUUUAUGUAAUUUAUCACCAUAUUCUCUGUUUCUGUUAAUAUUCGACCCUCUGUGGAGACAUUAUGCCGUUUAUAGUGCGACUUGAAAGCAAAUUUCAAAGUAUUUUUGUCUCUUCUCGAUGGCGGAAGCAUUGUGCAUAUGAGAGGGCGUGGCGUGCCUUUGAUUGAUGUGCCCGUUUGUCCAAUGGUGUGCGCGUCCAAUCAGGUUUAAGCAGGGGCGGGGAGUUAUUCUGCAAAUAAGCCAAUAGGAGGCACGUAGGGUGUUGAGUGACAAGAGGAUUUGUGAGCUUCUUCGAAGGGAACUGGAGGGAAAGGAUGAGCACUGUAAACACGGAAGUCAUCAGAGGCAGCACUACUUUUUGUCGGACUUGCUUCUAUUCUUGGCGCCGUUUCAUUUUGGUAUAGAAAUAGACUGAUUUAAAUAACUGAACACGUUUGCUGUCCAUGUUCUAUACAUACAUUACAAAAUAAUCGAUGUUCUUUAUUGUUAUAAUUUACUAGUAAACAAUAAAACAAAAGCCAAUAAUUUGUACUGACUAGAAAUGGCAAAAUUGCGUGUGUCUUUUUAUUGCUCAGGUCCAGGUGAUGUUCUGCCACAUUAGACUUUUUAUGACAGCACAGCUGCCAGGUUUCAAGGGCAGCUCAGCUGGCUAUAGGGUCUUUGCUGUGAUGUCCUGUUUGUUUGUGAGGGGGACUCAAUAAGUUGGGCAAUCUAAAGAUAGCCCAUGUCUCUCCCUUGUGCAGGGCCUGUUGCCUGAGCUAGAUAGCCAAACAUGGACAGGGCAGGGUGUAAUAGGAUCUAAUGUUUCCCACCAGUGAUUGACACCCACAGCUGGUGCACUGGGCUCUUUCUCAUGGUCCCAAAUGGGGAUACGUACCAUUUCUUCUCACCAGGCUGAAUGCCACUUUUGAUUUAAACUCCAUUGUUUUUUUGUGUGUGUGUUAUGUCAUGGCACUUUUUAAACAAUUAUCAACAUUCACACAUCAUCAACGUGACCGGCUGUAAAUGUCAUGUCUGCAUGCUGGUAUAAAAGAGGAGCUUACAAAGGUUUUGUUAAAGCAGUACACUCAACUAACCUGGGUCUUUCUGCAUGCCGCUCUUUAGUGUUCUCUAAACUUUAAACCACAGCCAGAAUGGGCAUAAACUCUUAUCAUCAUAUCUGGAUUACUUCUGAGGAAAGAUCAGAAGGACAUAUUACUACUGCAGAGUCUGUAAAUAAAGUUCUACUGUCUGUCUGGUGGUUGUGAUAACUUUUGAAAUUUCAGUGAUCUAAAUGGAAUUUACUUGCCACUAGGGGGUGCUGUAUAUUUACUUGUGCAUGCAACACAGUCCUAAAUUCAAAUUCAACUUUAUUUGUAUGGUACUUUUCAUACAAAAAAAAUGCGAUUCAAAGUGCCUCACAGAGGCUAAAAACAACAAUAAUGACAAUAAAACGCAACCCUCCCAUCCACACACACACCCAUGAACCCACACGCACACAAAGACACACACCGAUACUCACUCACCCACACAUACACACACACACAACCGCACACAGUGUGAGGAUUUAAGAUAUAUUGCUAGAGAGACAUAGCCUGACACCGAGACAUUACGCGAGGAAAGAGCUACCUCUGGGAAACACUGGAGAUAAAAAUGGUGAAGAGUAAAACCUGAUGGACUAAAACAAGAAAAUAAUAUGAAAUGAACAGAUAAGUAAAAGCUCUUUACCAUAUAAAAAAGGGAAUAAAAGAAGUAAAAACCUGUGACAGGAAUUAAGAAAAAGACUAAGAACAGAGAUGAUUAAUAGAAUGACAUAAAAUAAACAUUAAGAACUUUGAUUAACAUGAACAUUUCCAAUAAGAGAAAUAUAAAAUAUAAAAUUAGUCAAAGGCGUGGUUAAAAAAGUGACUCUUGAGCCUCUUCUUAAAAACAUCAACAGUCUCUGCAGCCCUGAGGAUCUCCGGCAGGCUGUUCCACAACCGGGGACCAUAAAAACUGAACGCCGCCUCCCCCAUGUGUUUUUGUUUUGACAGAUAAAUAGGAGGGGCCAAGACCAUUAAUACAUCUAAAAGCUAAUAAAAGAACCCUCUUGAUAGUUUGCUGAAUGUGACCAAUGUCUAACUGUUUUUAUAACAUUCUAAUCGGCAAAGUAUGAGGUUAAUCAUACCUUUAAUAGUUUUUAAGUGCUUAUUUUGUAAUCUCUGUGUUCUUAUGUGUGUGUGUGUGUGUGCUAUCGUGUUCCCUCGGUUGUUUUCUCAUCAAUAAUAUUUGCAUGUUUCUGUUUCAGUGGAGGCAUCUGUCCAUGGCACGAGUGUCCACUGCUCUGACAAAACGUUCGAGGCUGCAGAGGCUCUGCUACGAAUGGAUUCACCUUCCAGCCACAGGGAAGACCGGAGUCCAGGUAAAAAAAAUGUAGAACAAAACAAGUCCUGAAUCAGUUUUCUUAAACUUUUACGGCUGAUCCAAAACUGUGACUAUCAAAUCAAAGUCAAUCAAGUUGAUCUUUCUGCUUACACUUAAUCUGAUAAAGGGAACAAAAGAAAUGAAACACAGUGGUGAAGUAGAGUUUUCUUAAAUUUGUUGCUUUUAACCUAAAGCACAUUAAUAUGAUUUUGAACUCUUCUUAACCACAUAGGAUGAAGGCAUCAUACCGCAGCUGGGAAGCAUAACUCUAUCGAAUUUCCCCUCAGGGAUAGAUAAAGUUCUUCUUAUCUUAUCUCUUACUCUCCCUCGAUUCCUUCACCCAGAUGCUUUCAUCCCACCACACAUAACAACACCAGAGUUUCUUCAUGCCGCCAUGCGUCCCGACAUGAUAGCAGAGACAGAGGUGGAGAUAUCCACAGAGGACUGCUGCGAUGAAGAAGAAGAUGAGGAGAUGGUCACCUUGCUUGAAGAGCCGGACCUGGAACACGAGCCUGUCAGGAAAAAAAGAGGUGACCUUUUUUCACUGUGUUUGUGCGAAUCCAGAUUUGAUCUUGAGAAUAAGGGAGCUGAACCCCUGCUAUUAAAGAGAUGUGGAAGAGAAAACAAAAAUAUGAAAUACUCGCCUCAUGCAGUUGUGGACCCGCUGCGUGGCCGGAUUGUGGAGAGUUGAAAGCUAAACUUCAAAAAUAGGAGAAAGUAUGUUUGGGUUGUCUUUUUUUCAGUCAACAUUUGAAAUGAAAAACAUCUGUCAGCUCUGUAAUUAACCAUCCUGGCAUCACUAGCAAGGCCACAAACCUCAGACCACAAACUGGUAAUUAUAGUUGUCGUGUCUGCCCACAAGCACCAUCUAGUGGUGGACUGUUGUGUACUAAAGAAACCAACUUCGACCCCUCAAGUUAGCGAUCCCUGUAAUUCACUACUCUGGAUAAAACUAAUGAUAAUGUCUGAUUUUUCACGUUAUAGCUGGACGAAAGCCAAAGACGCAUCAGUCAUCCAUUUCAAAUGGCUCCUCGGACCUCGGCAUUAAAAAGAAACCAAGAGAGGGGAAAGGUACUUCAUCCAGAUUUUUAUCCCAGCUAUGACAAACAUUGAUGCAUACUCAAGUCCAAGCAAGUCUUUAAUAAAGAGAUGAUCUUAUCAACCAGUAAACGAAUAUGCUUCAUUUCCAGCAGGGAGCACCACUUACCUAUGGGAAUUUCUGCUGGACCUCCUCCAGGACAAAAACACGUGUCCCAGGUACAUCAAAUGGACCCAGAGGGAGAAGGGCAUCUUCAAACUGGUCGAUUCAAAGGCUGUAUCGAAGCUGUGGGGAAAGCACAAGAACAAGCCAGACAUGAACUAUGAGACCAUGGGAAGGGCUCUCAGGUAGGUAGUCUGUAGUGAGCUUUAUGUAUCUACAGCAGUGGCUCUCAAGUCCAGUCCUGCAUGUUUUGGAUGUUUCCCUGCUCCAACACACCUGAUUCAAAUGAUGAGCUCGUUAUUAAGCCAUUACAGAGCUUGAUAACGAGCUGAUCAUUUGAAUCAGGUGUGUGGGCCUCGAAGACUGGACUUGAGAACCACUGAUCUACAGGAUGUUUAAGAUGAUUCUCUCAUCUGCCUGUUGAAGACGCAGGACUAUAAUUUUCCCUUUCCCCUCAGAUAUUACUACCAGCGUGGCAUCCUGGCCAAGGUGGAGGGCCAACGGCUGGUUUACCAGUUUAAAGACAUGCCCAAAAACAUUGUCAUCAUUGACGACGACAAGGUCGAUAUGCCCACCUCUGAUGAUUUGAUCAGUACAGAGACCGCUGCAUCCUACGAGCGUGUGAUGCCUUCACCAGACAUGCUGUCUCCUUCCAAGAAGCCGAACAUCCUGCGAGGAGGGAACAGGGCCAAUGUGGUCCAGGCUUCAGUUGCCACAGGCACCAAGACGGUGGCAGCAGGAGGGUUACAAAGGAUAGUGACUGUCUCAGCGGCACCUGACGGGAGUCAGCAGUCUCAAACAGCCAUCAUCUCUAACCCCCCUGGGCCCAGGUCAGAUGAUAACAGUAGCUGGUGUUGUUAGUUUUUAAAUGAAGGUUAUCCCACAUUUACAGAGCUGCUGGGAGUAUUUAGACUUUUCCAACUCUAAAUAUUUUUGUUUGACUCUGUUGAUGUUUUAACUCUCGUCUGCAGGACAGUGCGGGUCGCCAUGCAGGUGCCAGUAGUCAUGACAACAUCGCUGGGUCAAAAGAUUUCCACUGUCGCAGUCCAGCAGCCGACUGGUACAACAGGAGCAGCUGGGCACACUACCCUCCUCAAUAACACUUCAGCUAUCAGUGCUGCUGCCAAUAAUGCAAACCCCCAACAGAAGGUAUGAACAAGUGAUAACAUCACCGCUGAGAGUAUCUGCACUACUGCAAGAAACUUACAUUUCCAUCGGCAGAGACUCCAAACUAACAGUCAAAACACUCAGGUCAAACAGAGAAGCCUGAACACAACGCAAAGGUCGACCAGAAUAGAUACACAUUAAAAUGAGUACAUACAGUCACUUCAUUUACAUGAUGUCAAGUUACAUUUCCCAAAGUCAAUUGAACACAGCCUUAUCAUGAGGUCAGUUUUUGGUUAGAUCCUCUAUGUAUGCACUUGGGUCCACCCCAAACUGGCCUGAUCAUUUUGCACAUGCUCCACAGUUCAGCCCACAGGUCCCACAGCAUUACUGUGUGAGAAGGUAGUGAACAAAACCUCAGCAGAAAACGAAUAGGUAGGAAACUCAAAUGUGGAUACAGGGUUUGACAUUCACUUUUUUCACAAGAAGUACAUGUACUCCUAAGUUAAAAAAGUAAGGAACAUACAAAGAACUUUUGGGGCACAAUGAAAAUUGAUCAAAUAAUGUUUGUCUUAUUGGUCGACAUAAGUACUAUUAUUUAAAAUCAAUUUUAAGGUCUUUUGGUCUCAUGACAUGGAAGCUAUUGAAGAAAAUGUUGAAAAAUUGACUUUAAUUUUAACAGAAAUUUUUUAGAGGACAAAUUGGGGACAUGAUGAGGUGUAUCUUUUUGUCUGACCUUAGUACUUUUAUUUGAAAUCAAUUUUAGGUCAAUUGGUCACAUGACAUGGAAGCUAUUGAAGGAAAACAGCCUUUUCUGAAACACAUCAACCAGUAAUUUAUUGAUGGUCCCUUAUUCAAACUCGACAUUGACAGCGAAGGCUCAGAGUAGAUUUAACCGCGCUGCUGUUGCUAUUCCCGGUUAUGGAGAGUGAGAAGACACCAGUAGAUCCGCAGUGAAUGUCUGUCGAAAAUCCAACCUAAAACUAACUUCACCGCCAUAUUUACAUGAAAAAACAUUUGUUGCCCUGGCAGAUUUUUUUUAUAUGUGCACAUGUGCCCCUAAAUAUAUUUUACAAUUCACACACAUCUAUUUUUAACUGUAAAUGCGAGUGAAACGGUCGCACAGUUGAGUCCUGGGAUAGGUAUCUUGGUGUGUGUGUAUAAGAAAGUACAAAGCUAUAGAGUUGUCCUUUUUGUUCCGUUCAACAAACAGCCAGUUAGCCUCCUACUAACAUGCCACUUAUUUUUGGUUUGGGAUGUCAAAGGCCAAGUGGGAGAAAGUCCAACAGUAAUGAAGUAAAGGGGAUUUUUAAAAAAUGGUCAUGUUCAUUCAAGAGAAAUUUAAAAAUUUUUCACAUUUUUCUCAAACAGGAUUUGAAAAACGCUCCAGAACCUUUAUGUGGACUUAAAUCACAGUUUAGUCACUUUUCUCAAUCUUAGUUUUCAUUUCAUGUGUGAUUAUUUUGUAGGUUGUGAUUCAGACGAUCCCCACCAUGGUUCCAGCUACAGCAGAGAACGGAGACAAGAUCACCGUUCAGCUGGCGAAGAUCAUCACAAUCCCUGCGCACCAGUUAGCUCAGUGUCAGCUCCAGACCACCACAGGCUCAAACAAACCCAGCAUUGGGGGCGCCCCAGCUGGCAUCAGCCUCAUCGGGAGCCCUUUAACAGUGCGGGCCUUGGCGCCUGUCAACGUCGCUCCUGGGACACAAGUGAUGAGACUCACCGUGCCAACGCAGACUCAACCACAGACUCUGGUAGUGUCGCAGCAAGGCAGCGGGGCAGGGGUAGUGACCGUAUCAACAGCCAAUCAGACAGUGACAGCACAACCUAGGAUCUUAAGUGGCGUCCUUAACGGAUCAGAGCUGAUGAUGGGAGCAACCGCAACUGGCGGACUCGCGUUGGAGAAACUGAAGGCGGCAGGAGUCCAAGUCCAAGCUGUGCAGGUGCCGGUGAAGGUGGCGGUCCAGCAGAACCAGGCAAACCCUAAACUCGUCCAGAACAUCAAAACAGAGGCCCUGGACGCUGAGGUGGUUAUCAAACUGGAAGCACCAGAUGUGUUAAAGAGAGAAGAGCCCGAGUGUUGAACACACUCUACCUCGAAACCACUCGCCCCCCUCUCUUCCAGGGAGGGUUAGUUUGUAAAUCUUACAGGUCAUUUUUACUCUUUGAUAGCCAGCAGCAGUCAGUAAGACUUUAAAGACUCCUUAACACCUGUUUUUAGUCCUGAACUUGUCCUCAUAUCUUUCUUGAUGCUGCCUAAAACGGGACUGAACCGGUCGCCCUCCGAAACCACGCUGAAAACCUCUGUUAGUGCUCUGUUGGAAGUCCAAACUGUGCUGUGCAGAUGAAAAAGGGACUCUUUGGGUAAGGGAAAGGGACCAACCUUGAUCACUACAUGAUUAUGCCUUCUGAAAGGAUUGCUGUCACUGACCGGGGUGGAAAAAGAAAAAAAAAAAAAAAGGAAAGGACCUUGAAAACACAUUAAAGCUGAAACACUACAAAACGAGGCGAAAUACUCAGAACUAACCAAAAUGUGAACUUUGUAGAAAAAAGACAAAGUGGGGUGUGUAAUUAAGUUUUUGUAGAAACCAUUAGUUUAUUACUCUUCCUCCACUGAUAUGAAAACCAGCAACCCUUUCUUUGACUCCUAUCACUGUGUAGAUCAAACGUGGAAGGUGCUACGUAAGUCCUUAAGGAGUGAAAGACGCAAGUGAAUCUGAGCAAGGUUCUAAAUAAGGAACAAUAUCAGACAGAAAACGGUCAUGUUAUGUACAUAUAUACAUAUAUAAAUAUAUUAUCUUCUAUACAGUUUACGGAGCUAAAGUUAACAGAACAGCCUUAGAUUUUAAUUUUGUCUUCUUUUUUUCUUUGUAAUGUCUGAAGGUUUAUGAAUCUUGUUUUUUUUUUCCGUUUGAUACUUUGUACCAAGCACAGUAUUAUUAAAACUAGUGGAGCUAAUAUUUGUACUUUAAUCAGUUCCUCUGUCUGUCAGGUUGUUGAAUGUUUAUGUAGAUUCAGUCUCACUGUAGAAAUGGCCACACACACAAACAGACGCAUAGGCAGUGACAUGGGCUGCUGUGUGUCCUACAUCAUCAUGGAAAUCUCUUUUUUUUUUUUUUUUUUUUUCAAUUUUUAACUUCUUUCACAAAAGUAUGUUUUUUUUUUUACUUUUUGUCAUCUUCUUAAACUUUAGAGUAUUGCUCCUCUCACAGGCCUGCCGAGUGUGUCUGCAUGGAUCUGCAGGACUGUGUGACUGAGCUGGUGCAUGUUGUGAAAGAGAGUGUAAGCACACCAGGAGAUCAAGGUUCAAAGGAAGCAAUUAUUGUAAUUAUACGAAGCAGCAUCUGAAACCACAACUAUAUGCAAAAUGUCUGUUUAAAAAAAAAAAAAUCAUUUCAAAGCAGGUCACUUUACUGAAAGAGGGUCAAUUUGCCAGCAUUGCUUUUCUUUUUUACUCCCCCCACCCUUCCCUUAAUUCUUUUUUAAAAAAUCUGAAAUGAGGGAAGAUGGAGCUAAGGUGUUUGUGUUCAGACUGAACUGUUUGUAUAUUCAACAUUUGAAGUAUAUUCUAUUUUGCUGUACUCUUGUUUCAAAGUGUAUUAGAUUUUACUGAAAUAUAAAAAGACUUCUGAAAGCUGACACUUGUUUUGGUCGAUCGUGUUUCAUUUUGAGACGUUUAUUCUUGAAGGCGGGAAGUUACUGCAUCAACUCUUUAAAAAUAAACUUUUUUUUAGGCUGCAACUUUAAGUUUCAAGAAGCACAUUUAGUUAACAAAUGUUCUGAAAGUCGAAUUUGUGAUAAUCCGCUGUGCUCAUGAACCUACAUUAAGAAAAAUCUUAUAGCAUGAAUGCAGUCUGCUUUUAGUGCGGGGAGAGUGGCAGCUAACUGUCCCACCAGACACAGAUUGCAAACUAAUAUAAAUCAAAACAAGCUCAUCUCAGAACAUCUUAAGGACAAAGAGUCACAAAUCCCACUGAAAAUUUUUUGGUCUAAAAGAGGUCUACUAGAUGUCUAAAUGUAACCUAGACAACUGGUCUAAAAUCAGGCUACCACAGGUCUAAAAAUGAAUGUUUUUCUAGACAUCUAAGUUUAGACCAAGUCUAAAUCUGGGCUAUAUCUACAGUACAGGCCAAAAGUUUGGACACACCUUCUCAUCCAAUGUUUUUCUUUAUUUUUUUAUAUGACUAUUUACAUUGUAAGUUAUCACUGAAGGCAUCAAAACUAUGAAUGAAUACGUGGAAUUUUGUACUAAUAAAAAAAGUGUGAAAUAACUAAAAA